AUGGACUAUGAAAUUAUAAAGAAUGAUAAAAAAAAAAGAAUUGGAAUAUUGACGAGUGGUGGUGAUUCACCUGGAAUGAAUGCCGCUGUUAGAUCAAUAGUAAGAGUUGCUAUUGCACGUGGAUGUGAACCAUAUGCAAUUUUUGAGGGUUAUCAAGGUUUGGUUCAAGGUGGCGACAAAAUAAAAAAGUUUGGGUGGGGUGAUGUUAGGGGUUAUUUGGCAAUAGGUGGUACACUUAUAAAAACUGCUCGUUGUAAAGAAUUUCAAGAACGUGAUGGCAGAUUAAAAGCAGCAUACAAUUUGAUUAAGAAUGAAAUAGAUUCAUUAAUUGUGUGUGGAGGUGAUGGUUCGUUGACUGGCGCAGAUAUUUUUAGAUCAGAAUGGCCUGGGUUGAUAGAAGAAUUGGUUAAAUUGGGAAGAGUUACAAAGGAAGAGGCAGCAUCUCAUAAUAAUCUAACAAUUGUAGGAAUGGUUGGUUCAAUUGAUAAUGAUAUGUCAUCAACUGAUCUGACUAUUGGAGCUGUUACCUCGUUACAUCGAAUUUGUGAAGCUGUUGACUGCAUUUCAUCUACAGCUUAUAGUCAUUCACGUGCUUUUAUCAUUGAAGUGAUGGGAAGGAAUUGUGGUUGGUUGGCAUUAAUGGCAGCAAUUAGUACCAAUUCAGAUUUUGUUUUUAUUCCUGAAAGUCCACCAUCAUCAGAUAAUUGGGAAGAAGAAAUGUGUCAACAUCGUAAUCUUGGAAAAUUUAGAACUAUCGUGAUUGUUGGAGAGGGUGCUAUUGAUAAAAACUUGCAACCAAUAAAAGCUGAUUACAUCAAAGAUCUUUUAAAAAAUAAUAUGGGUCUUGAUACCAGAGUUACAACAUUGGGUCAUAUACAACGUGGUGGAAGACCAUGUGUCUUUGAUAGAAAUCUUGCAACUUUACAAGGUUAUGAAGCAGUAAAAGCAGUUCUUAAUGCAACGCCUGAUAGUGAAUCACCUAUGAUUGGAAUUAAAAAAAACAAGAUUACAUGUGAACCUUUAAUGAAAGCAGUUAAAUUAACACACCAAAUUGCAAAGGCUGUUGAAAAAAAGGAUUUUAAACAAGCUAUGGAAUUACGUGAUUCAGAAUUUAUCGAUGCUUUUGAUGCAUACAAAGCAGUCAUAUUCACUGAUGGCUAUGCAUCUAAAUUAGAAGAAUCUAAGCAUCUUCGUAUUGGAAUAAUCCAUGUUGGUGCGCCAGCUAGUGGAAUGAAUGCAGCAACAGCUGCAGCUGUUCGAUAUGCACUUAAUCGAGGUCAUAUUCCUGUUGCAAUAUUUAAUAGUUUCAAGGGUCUUUUAGAAGACAACCUCCGAGAAUUUUCUUGGAUAGAUGUUGAUGGUUGGACUCCUAAAGGUGGCUCAGAACUUGGCACCAAUCGAAGUGAACCUGAUACAGAUAUUGGAAUGGUGGCAUACCAAUUUCAAAAACACAGAAUUGAUGCUUUACUCUUGAUUGGAGGUUUUGAAGCUUACAACUCGCUUAUCAAAUUGAAUAAUGCUCGGAAUAUUUAUCCAGCAUUUUGUAUUCCUAUGAUUUGUUUGCCUGCUACCAUAUCAAACAAUGUUCCUGGCACAGAUUAUUCCUUGGGCAGUGAUACGAGUUUAAAUACUAUAGUUGACUGUUGUGAUACAAUCAAACAAUCUGCCUCUGCUUCCAGAAGAAGAGUUUUUGUGGUUGAAUUACAUGGCGGUUAUUGUGGUUAUUUGACGGUUUUGGCCGGACUUGCGGUUGGAGCAACAAGUACAUACAUUCCAGAAGUAGGAUUAUCUUUAAAGACUCUUCAAUCGGAUGUUGAUCAUUUGAAUAGAAGAUUUAGUGAAGAUAAAAAAGGUGCAGGUUCAGGACGUUUAAUUCUCAGAAAUGAAUGUGUGUCUACUACCUAUACAACAAAUGUAAUAGCUGAUAUUAUUCAAACUGAAGCUCAUGGACUAUUUGAUUCCAGAACAAGUAUUUUAGGUCACAUUCAGCAAGGUGCUACUCCAUCACCUUUAGAUCGUAUUCGAGCAACUAAACUUGCGGUAGCGUGUGUUAAAUUUUUGGAAAAUCAUGCGUUUUCUUCAACUUCUACCAUUACUGCUACAUCAAAAAAGUUAUUAUCACCAUCAUCACAUUUACUGCCACCUCAAACUUCCGUUGCAAAACCAAGGGUUUACACCAAUGUUAAAGAAUCUGCUGCUGUGAUUGGAAUUGAUGGUGAACAUGUCGUUUAUCGGCCUGUUAUUGAUUUACUGCCAGAAACUGAUAUGGAUAGACGUAAAAGCACUAAAGCUUGGUGGAUUCAAAUAAAAGGCUUAGUAGACUUGUUAUCAAAAUGGGGUUAUUCUGACAAGAAAGAAGAAGUGGAUCAAUUGUUUCAUGAAGUUAAUGAUAUAUUUAUGCAAGAAUAA
Molecule: messenger RNA, 2409 nt
Organism: Entrophospora candida
Lineage: Eukaryota; Fungi; Glomeromycota; Glomeromycetes; Entrophosporales; Entrophosporaceae
Source: the annotation of a GenBank genome assembly